Messenger RNA from Heterotrigona itama, 5101 nucleotides. Lineage: Eukaryota; Metazoa; Arthropoda; Insecta; Hymenoptera; Apidae. The record is from the annotation of a GenBank genome assembly.
AUGAUGCGGCAAGAAACAACUUUGACGAAGCCGGCACGUAAAAAACCGAACAUUGAUGCAUCGAUAGCCGAAUGAUUUUCGAGAAUUCCGUAGAAUAAGAAUUACACAAGUUCUUAUUUCAUUCACGGAUUUACCAUUUGCCACCGAUAUAUCGAUGAUCUUAAAAACUCGUUCUUGAAGUAUUAUAGGUAACAAGAAAUUUUUUUUUAUUUUAUAAAUUCUCUUGAUCAUUUUUGAGAUUUUCAAUGCAAUCCAAAAUUGCAUUGUUCCAAGAAAACGUUUAUUUGUAGUUAUACAUGAAAUGGGUAGUGCUUGGUGGCAGUGCGCCGCAUGUUUGAGAACACAAGAAGAAGAUAUUUGCGAAUUGCACUUGAAUAAUUGUAAUCUUUAUGAUGUACCACCCGACGUGUUCAUUUAUGAGAGGACACUGGAGAAAUUAUAUCUUGAUGCCAAUAGAAUAAAGGAUCUUCCAAGGCCACUGUUUCAGUGCCAUGAGUUACGAGUACUUUCUCUCAGUGACAAUGAAGUCACCACGUUACCACCCGCCAUAGCAUCGUUAAUUAACUUGGAAUAUCUAGACCUUAGCAAAAAUAGUAUUAAAGAGCUACCAGACAGUAUAAAAGAAUGUAAAAAUCUUCGUUCUAUAGAUAUCAGUGUUAACCCGUUUGAACGUUUCCCAGAUGCUAUUACACAUAUUGUUGGACUAAGAGAAUUGUAUAUAAAUGAUGCAUACAUAGAGUAUCUACCAGCAAAUUUUGGAAGACUUUCAGCUUUGAAAACGUUAGAACUUAGAGAAAAUAACUUGAUGACAUUGCCAAAGAGUAUGAGCCGUUUGAUAAAUUUGCAAAGACUUGAUAUUGGUAAUAAUGAUUUCACUGAAUUGCCUGAAGUUGUUGGGGAUCUUAUCAAUCUUACCGAAUUGUGGAUAGAUGGUAAUGAUAUUAGACGUAUACCACUUAACAUUAAUCAGCUUUACCGUUUAAAUCAUUUUGAUUGUACAAUGAAUGCAAUUCAUAUUAUCCCGUCAGAGGUAGAAGGAUGGAGAGAGAUUUCAAUUAUGCAUCUUUCGUCAAAUGAGAUCUAUCAGUUACCAGAUUCCCUUUGCUAUUUACGUACAAUUGUGACUCUUAAAGUUGAUGACAAUCAAUUGAAUGCACUGCCAAAUGACAUUGGACAAAUGUCAAGCUUGGAGGAGCUUAUAGUUACUAAGAACUUCCUUGAAUAUUUGCCAUCAUCAAUAGGACUUUUGCGAAAAUUGCAUUGUUUAAAUGUAGACAAUAAUUACUUGAGAUGCCUUCCACCAGAAAUUGGAAGUUGCACCGCAUUAUCGUUGCUGUCAUUGAGAUCAAACAAUCUAACUCGAGUCCCGCCUGAAUUGGGACAUUUAUCCUCGUUAAAAGUACUCAAUCUUGUAAACAAUUGCAUCAAAUUUUUGCCUGUUUCUAUGUUGAAUUUAAGCAAUUUGAAAGCAUUAUGGCUGAGCGACAAUCAAAGUCAACCGUUAGUGCCAUUGCAGCAGGAAUUCAAUUGUGAAGAGGAUAUGAUGGUGUUAAGUUGCUUCAUGCUCCCACAAAAACCACGGCAAGAACUUGAGCAAAUAACACCGGCUGUAGGAUUAAUUUCAAGUUCGAUUGUUGGUACUGGAAAAAGAAUAUGUUUUGCUGCUGAGGUAGAAUCUGAAAUCCCUAGACAACUUCAUCGAGCACCGACUCCCUAUCCUAAAGAGCUACGCAAUCUUGCCAGGCAUGCCCGCAAUUUACAUCAUCAAUCAGCUCAUGAUCAGAGAAUGCAUUUAGAACAGGAGACUAUGAUCAAAGAAGCUAUUAUUGCUACAACUAUUCUGGACCUUACCUCAAAAUCUGGGACCUGUUUUUCACAAAGUUUAUUUAAUAAGGAUUCACAUUCAUCAUUAUCACCAACUGAACAUCGUACAUCAAAGGCGUGCAAGAAUAAUACUCCUACGGAUGUUGGAACAGAACAAUCUGUUUCAGAAGAAUCUUCCGAUGAAGCAAACAAAACGGUACUUGCAAAAGAAAAAAGUCCGGAUAUUCGAGAAGCGAAAUAUAUUCGUAAUCCUACGUCCGAGUACCUUUCUAAGCCUCCAACAGUAGCAGAUUAUGUAAAUUCUACUUGGAAACCGGAUGAAUACUCGAAGGCAAACACAGCAAAAAUUGUUGAAUCGGAGAAAUUUAUAGAACCCUACAAGACUACAUCUAUUGCCGCGAACAACAAGAAUGCUAAUCAUGUUCAAGUGCCGAAAGUAAAUGAAGUUCCACCCGUCCCGCCGCCGUAUCAUAUUGCUGCCGCGUUUUCAAAAAAAGCAGCACUCUUUCAACAAUUAAAUCAAUGAAACACAAAUACAAAAUUAUGAUGGAGAAUCAUUUAAAGUCGAAGAACACUCAUACAAUGACAAAUUUUUAUCGAAUAAUACAACAAACAUUUCAAAUAACGAUGAAAAAAUAAGCUCUUUUAGUGGUACCGAUCAAAUACAUGCGUUAACAGAAUCGAUCGAUUCGACAGAACAAUUAUUAGAAGGAGAUCGAUCAUUGAAACCAAGUAGAAUUCCUAUUUUAAAGACGAAGCAUCUGGAGAACACAAAUUCUAUUUCAAAUAGCGAUCUGUCAAACAAAUGCACAAACUCUUCUGUUGAAGACUACGAAUCUUUAAAAAUGUUGGAUGCAUCGUCUAUACCAACAUCUCCCAUAACCGGAAAAAAAUAUCGAAGUCCGUUAUCUAUGCAACCUAAAGUUUCGGAUCGGUCAAAAAAGAUAAUAAAUGGAACUGUGUCGAAUAACAAUAUCUCCUGUGAUAAUUUAUCUAUAAACCCAGUGAACUCAAGUCCAGUUGCAAAUUCGAAUAUGGAAGGAAUUUCAAGAAUUUUAUCUAGCGAAACGCCAUUGAAUAUGAAUAUUUCAUUUAACAUAAAGAAUGAAACUAAUUCUGGUCGGAGUACUCCAAUUUUACCUAAUAAUAAAUCUUUAAAUGAGAUGACCAAUCUUAAUGUUGAGAAGUACAAAAUUGCUGGACAAAAUGAGUCAUUAAAUUCUGAAAGAAAACCAAGAUUUAAAUGGAUGUUUGGGCCACACAAAAAUGCUAACGUAGGAAUAAUUGUGACUAAAGUAAAUCCAGAUGGUCCAGCACAAGGUACUCUUCGACCAGGAGAUAAAAUUUUAGAAGUAGAUGGUAUAGACUUCACUAAAUCUGAUCAUAACAAUGCUGUGGCUGUCCUUCGAGCAACCGGAGCAGUAGUAUCUAUGAUGAUUAGCCGUCAUCAAUGACAUCCAAUUAAAAAAGAACAAUGGUUUCUUUCCUUUAGUUUUUAUAACUAGUGAUGAGUUUAUAAACGUCACGUAAGUUUUUUUUUAGAAUAUAUAUUUUUUUAACUAAUAUUAGUAUAUGUCAACGUAUUAACACGCACGAAAAAAUAUGGAAGUUUCAUUUUGUUUUUCUGAACGCCUGUUUUCAUGAUAGUAAAUCAUAUUCCUUUUGAUACUAUCAAGAAAUUUAAUGACUGAAACAGCGUUACCAAAGGUGGGAGUAAUGGCAUUUAUUUAAGGAAAAUAUUUCAGGCUCCCAAGUGGUUACGAUUUGUGAACUGAGCUUUUGAAAGAAAAAAACAAUAACAAUUUCGUGAAAGAAUUCGGUUCUUAGGUUAUACCAUAGAUUAGAAACGCGUCCCUUGCACAAUUUACAAUAAAAAAAUGUGAUGUAUAAAAGAACUAUUUUUAAGAGAAAUUUCUUCAUGAGCCAAUUCACAGCUCACUUGCAUUAUUUGGCCACAUACGUAGGUAAAAUAGCAAUUCUUUAGCAAACAAUUAUAGGAUGAUAAGUUUCUUCCCGAAUUUCUAAUUCCGUAAAAAAUGCAUAUAUUUGUGUUGUAUUAUGAUGUUGAUUGUAUUUGUGUCAACUCACUUGUUCUCUUUGUAGAGAGCUGACAAUGUGCCAGAAACAAAAUACUAUUUAUUACUCAUAUACAUUUAAAAAAAUCCUAUAUAAAAAUGAAUAUAUAUUAUGCAUAUAUAUUAUAUACAAAUAAUUAUCUCUAUCAAUUAGAUGGGAUUCUUACAGAUACUUAUUUCGUAAGAUGUGAAUGGUUUUUCUACAAAUUUAUUUUAACACAUCGUUUUUACAAGCACAAAGAGUUCUACGAUUAAUUUACUUGUAUUAUUUACAGUUUAUAUUUAAGAAAUGAUAUACUUUAAUUUUAUUUAGAAAUUACAUCUGUGAGAAUCUUAUUAAUCUUAUUAAAAGAAAAAGGGAAAAUAUUUCUCUAUGUGCCGUAAUUUUAUUGGUAAUAUUUUUAAUAGUUCUAUCACUAUCAGUUUUUUCUUUCCUUUUUAAUAAAAGAAUAUUCAUAUCGAAAAUAUAAAUUUACAUUUUUCGAACGAUUUUAUAUAUUUUUGCUUGCCAUUGUUUCGUGAUAAGUUUGUUUUAUUAAAUGCUAGUAAUUCUCUUAUCGCAAAGUCAACUGUUAAGUGUUUGAUAAAAUGAGAUUUAUUGUUAUGGUUGUGAAUUAUUAUACUUGAUUCAUUCUGUGUAAAGGAACAAAUGUAUGUACCUUGUAGAAACUGUUUUUUAACAAUAGUUAUUAAUGUGGCAUGAUGGCCAAAUCGUAAGAUAAAACACUACUUUUCUAUGUUAGUGAAAUUAUAUUGAAAAAAAAAAAAAAUGAAAGUUAUUCAUGUAAAUGGAGUAGAGUUGUGAGAUAAAUGUUUAGAAAGGUUGUAUGAUGACGUAUAGCACAGACAAGUGAACUGUUUAUGUCAAGAUAUGAGUUAUAACUAGUACAUUAUUUGUAUUCCAGAACUUUUACAAAAUAACAAUAUCGCACUUCACUUUACCUCGCAUAUACAGAUCAAUUACUAUGCACAUUCUCUUGAACUAUGCAUUUUUUACGUAUAUUUUAAUUAGUUUCGUCAACUAUAAGGAUAUUUAAAAGUAAUGGUUUAUGCAUUUUUAUAAAUAUGUUUAAAUAAUGUUUAUAUAUAUUAUUUGAUUUUAUUUAUUCUUUUCUUUCUUGUAUUUUUUAAUGUUUUUCAAAGAUAUAAAAUAUUUUCUGGUAUUCAUGUUUACAGCAAUUUUUUAAACAACUUAAACAGCU